GCUUUCAAGGGACCAAUGGAGAUCUCUGCCCGGUCAAUUUCCACUCCUGACUGUGAAGUUCCCUCAAGUGGUUCUUCACAAACUUCAUUUAGACCAGGUCCUCUGCGUUUUGGUUCUACUGAAGGUGGGAGUGCAACAAACGCCUACAAGCCUAGCUUCUCCCAAGAUGUCAUGCAAUACCAGAGCAACUCUGCCAGUAGAAGUGUUUCAACUUCCAAUCAAUAUGCCCAAACCUCUGGCCAGAGAAUAGAUGGAGCCUCUACCUCAAGUCGCGGCAUGCCCACUUCUAGCCUGGCCUCUCGCUCCAGUCUUUUUCGCCCCAGCUCUACAGCUAGUGGAAACUCCUAUGGCGCCUACAAGCCUGGCUCUGACCUUGGUGCAACACCAAGCCAAAGCCUGUUUACCUCUAACCAAGGUGGAAGGGGUUCAACAUACAGCCAGAAUCUCCUUGCAAAACCUGCCCAAGGGAAGUACGGACAAAUGUCUGCUCAGUGGGGGAGCUACCAGCCCAGCUAUGCUGCCAGUAGUGGGCCAGUCUCCAGCCUCUUCAGUUCUACCCAGGCUGCCAGUUCUUCAACAUUCAUCCAGAAUGCUCCUGCCACAGCCCAGAAGCCAAGUGGCUCUAAACCUGUCCCCAGUCAACGCUAUCAGCCCAGCUAUUUGUUCAAUGCAGUGAAGUCCAACACUAGCUCUGCCAGACGUCCCACCCAGAGCCUCUUGUCUAGCAGCUAUGGCCCUACCCAGAGCAGGACCAGCAGUGCCAGCUCGAUCAACCCUCGCCGCUUUGCCCUGACCAUGCACAGCAUCCCAGAAUUGUACGGCGGAUCUACAAUCCACCGGCUCAUAGACCCUACUCGGUAGGAGUAGUGCCUCCCCUAGCCACUCAACCCAGCUCUUCAAGUGUCAGCAAGCCACAGCCAAACCACUAUCUGCCAAGCAGAAAGGCCCUAGCACAACCUAAAUUGAGUCCAGAGCUUUAGGGGAGUCCAGAACAUGACGAAGUGGGAUCUGUAGCCACCAGUUGAGGUGCUGUGACCUGGAAGUGUUGUCAGGACUUCUCUACUUCAAUUGUUUUAAAUAAAAUUUACUAAUACAUA
This is a messenger RNA of Oncorhynchus nerka (sockeye salmon), 1097 nucleotides long. RefSeq lists its product as uncharacterized. The transcript has 2 exons. The record is from RefSeq and is a predicted model, not a curated record. NCBI's taxonomy places the organism in Eukaryota, Metazoa, Chordata, Actinopteri, Salmoniformes, Salmonidae. Bases 16 to 861 code for a protein of 281 amino acids.